Molecule: messenger RNA, 4748 nt
Organism: Macrosteles quadrilineatus (aster leafhopper)
Lineage: Eukaryota; Metazoa; Arthropoda; Insecta; Hemiptera; Cicadellidae
Product: putative thiamine transporter SLC35F3
Exons: 12
Coding region: 492-1916 (474 amino acids)
Biological process (GO): transmembrane transport
Cellular component (GO): membrane
Molecular function (GO): transmembrane transporter activity
Source: RefSeq, a predicted model, not a curated record
UCCGCCCUUGUUAGCGCUAGUGCUGUCGUCAGGGGGUGGAAGGGAGACAGAAGACAGUGACAGACUGACAGUAGUGUUAAAGUUAUUCUAGAACCCCUUAUCUCUACACCCUUCCUUGCUUGAAACCACUUGAUUAGCGAAAAAUGACUUUACCGCAAUUUAAUGCGAAUUCCCUUGGCAGUAGAGCAUUCUAUGCUUACCCAGACCAUUUCUGGUACGACUUGCAGUGCUAAUAAUACUUAAAGAUGGGAACCCCACCUGAGUGCAUUUAACCAUUUGUGAGAUGCCUUGUGUAGCUUACUGAUUGACUGUUUUAUUAGUCAGGAGUGUAUAGGACCAUUAUUUAUCAAAAGCUCAAUGAACUUACGAUUACUUACAAUGAAUACAGCUGGGUCCAGUUUUGAACUAUAAAAAAUGUUCACAGUCAUCCCCGAAAUAACAUGAACUAAAAAUGUACUACAGACAAAGGGAGACAAGUUUGUGAUACACCAAUGGGAGAGACAACAAGAGGGGAGGGGGGAGACAUCCCCACCAUUUUCAACCCCCAUAGAGUGCGAGCCCCACCUAACUUGGUGGUUACAAACGAGGCUCCUAGAGGAAGUGUCCCGAAUGGUCCUUACGGUCGAACUUCUCACACAACUCUUCACUCUGACACAGAAAGCCAAUCAGAACAGCCUCAACCUGUGAAUAACCGAGGGUUAUGCUCACAGCUUCGGUCUUGCAAAAACUCUUGUUGCAGCAAAUCUGCAAAAAAGAUAUACUAUGGAGUGUGUGUCACAGUCUGUGUAACAGCAUCUUGGGUUGGAGCCACUCAUGCUAUCAAGUACCUUUACUUCCAGCGUUCUUACCCCAUCUCUGCCAACUCCUCCAGCAUACAUCAGCAGCCUAUGAUGAUUUAUGACGCCCCUUUUUUCACCACAUGGUUUUGCACCAACUGGACAGUUCUGUUCUUUCCCCUCUACAUGCUGUGCCAUUUGGCCACCAAUCGAUGCAAGGGAGGAGAUGUCUUGGCUGAGAGUGUACGCAACUUCCGUGAGAAAGGAUUUACCGCUGGUCGGUUUCUGACAAGAUGCAGUUUCUUCUGCUUGCUAUGGGUGGCCACCAACUACAUGUAUAUACGCUCUCUGCGCAUAUUACUGGCUACCGACGUCAUGGCUUUGUUUGCUACCAAUGUUUCCUGUGUCUACCUCCUUUCUUGGGUCAUUCUUCAUGAACAGUUUGUAGGAGUCAGGAUAGUUGCUGUGAUCUUGUGUGACACAGGGGUUGCAUUACUGGCCUACAUGGAUGGCAUCACUGGCAGUCCGACACUCAGUGGGGUUGUGUUAGCAGCAUCUGCAGCUGCCUGCUCCGCAGUUUACAAGGUACUGUUCAAGAAAGUCAUCGGCGACGCCAGCUAUGGACAGGUGUCAUUGUUUUUCUCCAUCAUCGGUCUGCUGAACGCUUCCCUUCUGUGGCCUUUGUGUCUUACCCUAUACUUCACAGGGAUGGAGACCCUCUAUUGGGACCGACUUCCCUGGCCUGCUCUACUGGCUGCUAGCAUUCUAUCUCUGGUGGCAAAUCUUCUGGGCAACUUCAGUGUGGCUGUGACUUAUGACCUGUUCAUCACCUUGGGGCUUAUCACUGCUGUGCCUGUAUCUGCUGCACUGGAUGUAGUCCUUUAUGGCGCUCACUUCUAUGGAAUGAAGCUGGCCGGGAUGGUUCUCAUAUCCAUUGGCUUCUUUCUAGUUAUGUUCCCCGAAAAUUGGCCAGACUAUAUAACUCGACUUCUCAGAAAUAUCAUUCUAUUGAGCCAUAGUGCGAGGUGGAGUCGACGACAUAGACAUGGAGCCCAAGCUAACCAGCAACGACCGGUCAUAGAUUACCGGACCGGUUACAUCCGGUCACACUUGCGCUCUCCAUCCGGCCGUGUCAGAUGACCGGAUCCAGGACCGGAUUAUCCAUUACAACUGUAGCUACCAAAACUUAGUGUUUUUCUCAUUUGGAUUAAGCUUGGUUAUUGAAAGUUUUCCUAUCUUUGAGCAAUUUUUAAAAUGUUGUGAGUUUUACAGUGUAUCUAUGAAAAUAUUUUCACACCUGGAUUAACUCAACUCAUAUUUUGUUUUUUAUACCCCAAAGGUUAAGGAAGAUAUUUUUUAUCUCGAAUACUCUAUUCAGCUAACUUAACAAACAAUAACCACUACACUUAUCACUAAUCGAUAAAUUUUAGUUGGUACCAACUAUCUACCAGUACAAGGGGCAUUUAUACCCUCUAAGGAGGUUUUAAUUUUAAGAUAAUUCCACAUUUAUUUAUAAUUUUAUGAUUAAAAAAAUAACUGGUUUCUCCUUCUUGCAAUUUUUGGGGAUUUUGUAGUAACUCGAAGUUCUAGAGUUCCUGAAUGCUUCACAUGGGAGUAGGUAACAAAGUGAAUCCUUGAAAUCCAGACACACCACCCUAAUCACAACACACAGUAACAAAAAUCAAUGUUUUGUUUAUAUCUAUCUUUGCAAUUAAAUUAAGGUAAAAAAAAGUUUAUCAAACUUUAUUUUACAUUUUUAUUCUUUCUUAUUAUUAGUAUUUUUUUCCUACAAUACAAUUUUUACUCUCAUGGUAUUUUCUGUGUUUUCAAUUAUGUUAAUACUUUGAUGUAUUUGCAUGUCUUAUUUCCAAUUUUAGGAGGAAUUAAAGAAAGCACUUUAUAAUACUAAUAUACAUAACAUUAGAGAAACUUGCUCUAAAGAUUCUGGCCAUUCAACAACCUGAUAGUGCUUUAUUUGGUAUAUUUAUUGUGUUUAAAAAUAUAAAUCAUAACAACAUUUAUUUAAAGCUCAGGAUUUUAAUACCCAACUAUUGCAUUGUGUGAGCAAAAACAUUCUUUGAUUGCACACAGUUUAUCUUGUUUGCAUUAAUAAAAAGUAGUGAUGUUUGAUAUGGUUAUCUUCACAGAAAUCUGAUUUAAAAACCCAGAAGAUUUUUUUCAUAGAUCAGGAAUCAUAACAAACAUAUUGUUAUGAUAUGAUGGAAUUUGGUUUUGCCAAUACGGUACCUAAUUUUUUGUAUUUAUGAAUUACCCUAUAAUAAAUUACCUAAUAUAUGUUUAUUAGGUAAUAUAAAUUACCUAAUAAACAUAGAUGUGUAUUAAUUUUCUCUUGACUAACACUUAUAUCAAAGAACGCACUGUCAGCUUAAGGUUUGAGGUUUAUUCAUUUAUUUAAUAUUCAUUGUGAAGUUAUUGAGUAAAAUGACAUAUAAUCCUAUGUAUGUAAAGUCUCUUCUAAUUUCAAGUAGGCUGGUUAAGUGCACAUACCACAAUAAUCCAGGUAUUUGGGUAAUUUCAGGUAUAGGUAUCGUAUGAACAUAAUUUAUUAUAUUUUACUUCAUUCAAUAUUUAUUUUUGAAUCUCACUUCAAUAAAAGAAAUCUCAUCUAUAUAAGCAUUUAAUCAAUUCUGGGUCAAAUCAAUAUUUUUAUUUUUAAUCGGACAUUUAUUAAAGUUUAACCCUCCAGUACACGCGCGGCUAAUAGUAACACCAGUAAGGACGUGUUACUGGAAAUGCUCUUUUAUAAACCUAAUAAAAUUCAUAGAGCAUCAACAUUUCAAAUAGUCCAAAAUAGGUCAAUAUUUGUGGAUAAAUUUCAAAAUAAUUACAAAUAUUUCAAAUUGAAAAUGUCCUGUUGAAAACCAAUCAGUCAAUCACUGGCCUGUUCUUAAUCCUCUUGAAACAUAACAUGCCUAACUUUACACCCUCGUAGCUCAAGGCCAACUGACGCUCCUUGGAAAGGUAGUGGGAGAAGGUAGGUGGCGUGUCAUGUCAUUCGCUCGCGGAUUCACUUAUUUCGGCGUGAUUUUUCUAAUGUGCAGACUCUUAAGUCCACAGCUCGUGUACUGUAGUGUUACACAUUCUAAAGUGAAAAUAGAAUCUUCUAACUAAAAACUACCAGGUUAAAAAUGUACUCAUCAAAACAAUAUAUAAAACCGUCGAUGAAUUUAACAAAAUUAAUGAAUAUUAUAGUUUAACGAGCCUUUGGAAGACGCUAAACAUUUAGUAUUUUACAUCCAACUCAAAUAACCAUUCAAAAGAUGUUGUUUAUAAUCCAAGAUGUAUUUAAUUGAACUUGAUAAAAAUAUACAACUGGCUCUUAGGCUAAAUACAUCCGAAAGGUGGAACCACAUUUUUGUAACCUUAAAUUUGACAUGUUAUAAAAUAUAAUAUUGUCAAUACAGUUUUAUUUUAAUAAUAAUUUUUUUAUAAACAAACUAUAUAAUCGACAGUCUAUAACAUUGAUUGUAUUUGGAGAUUUGUUUUUGGUUUAUAUCAAAUUACAAAACAAAUCAAAAACUUGUCUUGUAUAAAUUUUUCAGUAAACAUUUAAAUAAAUGUUACUGUUGUAUCUUUAAAAUUGUCAACCAAACACAUGGAACUCUCUUCAAACAAAAACUGAAACCAUCCCUUGUACAAUGUAAAUAGUCAUAUUGUACAGUAUCUUGUAUGUUUGGUUGUUGUUAUAUUUGUUGUUCGAUGUCUAAAACUCACUCGUUAUUCAAAAUCUAAACUUGUGCGCCAAAGCCAACUUUGUAUAAAAUAAGGAACAUACACAUACAAAGAUCAAUUCUAAUCUCCUCAGCAAAACACUUCUUCCCUUUGAAUUUGGAAAUAAUUAGGGUACUAUUGUUACACUUGAUUAAAGUAUAUCUAAAAAGUUGGGGAAAUGAUUAAAGUAAAUACAUUUUAUAAAAUAUUCAUCUUUUUUAUUCAAUUUGUAUGUCGAAU